AGAUGUCGUUUCGAAACAGAAACUGGAAAUGCUGCCGGGCAACGGCACUAUCGUGUUGGACACGGUCUGGGCCAUAAACCUAUCGGUGAAGUCGUCGGUAUCCGCGGACAGCUCCAGCAGUAUUAAGUCGGCGAUAUGUCGCAUGUACCAGAGCGUGGCGCGGUUGAUAAAGCUGUGCGAUGAUGUCCUGAUAGAUGAUAAAAGCGACGAGUUGGACAAGGAGAACGUGAAUGAAAUCGUGGCGCAAGUCGAGGAUGCUGUCAAGGAUCUCAUAAACCUAGCUCAAGAAAAAAUCUCGCACCAGCAAAUAACCUACAAGACAACGCCCAGGUCGACGUACGGCAACAGCAGCUUGGAGAUGCCGGCGCAACGAAACUCCCUCCCCGACAUACCGCUCACGCCCAGGGAGAGACAGAUCCUGGAACAGACGUCGUGCGUGACCCCCUCGAUGGUGCGCAGCAGCCACAGCACCGAGUCCAUCCUGAGGGAUUCUAGUCCGCCUCCGAAACCGCCGUUGCCGGAGAACGUGUGUCGGUCGGAUCCCAGCAGUUGCGUCACCCCCCCACCCUUGCCGCCUAAGAAGAAGAGCUUCAGGGCGCAUCCGUUCAUGGACGAGGGGUUCAGUGUGGACCAUUCGCCGAUAGCUAGUAGUUUAGAAAGGGUCUCGAUGCGGUCAAAAUCCCCAGAGGACUCAAUAUCCUUGCUUUCGGAGAGCGCCGGUAGCGUAGACUCCAUGUUAAACCACUCGUCGAGGGAGGAGGACGAAAUCAAGGCUCUAAUGGACGGCGAUUCCGACAUGAUGCUCGACAACCACACCACGGACAUUUUCGGGGCGAACGGCUCGAAUUCCUGGGAGGAAUCCUCGUUGAGUUCUAGCAUAUCGAACAGCAACAACGAGAGGCACACGUCCGUCAACGACUACCACCGUUUAUCCAACACCGAUUCCGGCAUCCUCUCGAUCCGUUCGAGCUACUCGAAACGGAGCUCCCAGCAGAGCUCGAUCAGUACGCAGUUCACGCAUCACAUGUCCAAGCACUCCUCGAAUGUAUCGGAGAUGGCGCAGUCCGAGAGCCUGCUACAGAACCUGCACAGGAGUUUCGAGAACCAGUUGUCGUUCAAGAAUUUCAGCCACAGCUCGAGCAGCAGCAGUUCCGUCGUCAUGGUCGCGAACGCCGGCCUGGGCAGGGACGAGCUGGAUUUCUCGAACGAGGAGAUCCCGCCCGCCAUCCCGCAGAAGACUAAAAGAAAGACUGAUAGGCAGCCCUCGCCUUACGAUAAUGUACCUGAUGAGAAGUUAGGCGAAUUACUGAUAACCUGUGAGAGACACCAGUCGCACCAAAGCUUGUCGAGCAGCACAAGCAUUGCCAGUACCCUCGAACAAGACGGCUGCAGACCGCCGCCGUUGCCGCCCAAGAAAAAGCACA
This is a messenger RNA of Anoplophora glabripennis (Asian longhorned beetle), 1424 nucleotides long. Its product is annotated as guanine nucleotide-releasing factor 2-like. The record is from RefSeq and is a predicted model, not a curated record. NCBI's taxonomy places the organism in Eukaryota, Metazoa, Arthropoda, Insecta, Coleoptera, Cerambycidae. The annotation marks the transcript as partial. The transcript is spliced from 5 exons.